AUGGCUGGGGCUGGCGCUCCAGUCUGGGCCAUCUGCGUGCUGCGGGUGGCUCUGGCUACCGUCUACUUCCAGGAGGAAUUUCUAGACGGAGAGCGCUGGAGAAACCGAUGGGUUCCGUCCACCAAUGACUCCCGAUUUGGGCAUUUUAAACUCUCGUCCGGGAAAUUUUAUGGUCAUAUAGAGAAAGACAAAGGUCUGCAAACCACUCAGAAUGGCCGAUUCUACGCUAUCUCUGCACGAUUCAAACCAUUCAGCAAUAAAGGGAAGACCCUGGUCAUUCAAUACACAGUGAAACAUGAGCAGAAGAUGGACUGCGGAGGGGGCUACAUUAAGGUCUUCCCAGCAGAUGUGGAUCAGAAGAACCUGAAUGGAAAAUCACACUAUUAUAUUAUGUUUGGACCUGAUAUUUGUGGAUUUGAUAUCAAGAAAGUUCAUGUUAUUUUACAUUUCAAGAAUCAGUAUCACGCAAACAAGAAAUCAAUCAGGUGUAAGGUUGAUGCCUUUACACACCUCUACACUCUGAUUUUAAGACCAGAUCUUACUUAUGAUGUGAAAAUUGAUGGUCAAUCCAUUGAAUCCGGCAGCAUAGAGUACGACUGGAACUUAACGUCACUUAAGAAGGAAAAGUUGGCAGAGUCUAAGGAUUGGGAUCAUGCUAAAGAUGACAAAACCCAGGACUGGGAAAAGCAUUUUCUGGACGCCAGCGCUAGCAAGCCAAGUGACUGGAAUGCUGAGCUGGAUGGCGACUGGCAGGCUCCAAUGCUCCAGAAGCCCCCCUACCAGGAUGGUCUGAAGCCAGAGGGUAUCGAUAAAGACAUUUGGCUCCACCAGAAGAUGAAAAGCACCAACUGUUUGACGCAAUAUGACCUCUCAGAAUUUGAGAACAUUGGUGCCAUUGGACUGGAGCUUUGGCAGGUGAGAUCUGGAACUAUCUUUGAUAACUUCCUGAUCACAGAUGAUGAAGAAUAUGCUGAGAAUUUUGGCAAAGCCACCUGGGGUGAAACCAAGGGUCCAGAAAGGGAGAUGGAUGCCAUACAGGCCAAGGAAGAAGUGAAAAAAGCCCGAGAGGAAGAUGAGGAGGAAUUGCUAGCAGGAAGAUUUAAUGGGAAUGAAGAUUUUUUCAAUCGAUUUCACAGGCAGGACGAACUUUAGUCACUCCCAUCAGAGAUAAAGAUGACUGGUAAAACCUUGUUUUUACUUUAAUCUA
Messenger RNA from Otolemur garnettii (small-eared galago), 1207 nucleotides. It is a transcript of the gene CALR3, whose product is annotated as calreticulin 3. Gene Ontology annotation, cellular component: endoplasmic reticulum membrane; endoplasmic reticulum. The transcript has 9 exons. The record is from RefSeq and is a predicted model, not a curated record. Gene Ontology annotation, molecular function: calcium ion binding. Gene Ontology annotation, biological process: protein folding. Bases 1 to 1152 code for a protein of 383 amino acids. NCBI's taxonomy places the organism in Eukaryota, Metazoa, Chordata, Mammalia, Primates, Galagidae.